AUGCCGUCCUUUUUCGCAUUCCAACAAGGCACCGAAUCUCGCGCUCCUGCGUCGGAAAGCUCCCCAUUACUAGGACGAUUUCGCGCGGUCCCGGAUGCACAGCGACAAGCACGGAGAAGCAGCAGCCACGGUCUGCUAGGGAACUUUACGGGGAGAAAUUUUGGGGGGCGAUACAGCUUGGUUUUUGGAAAUGCCGACAGUGAUGACAGUGAUGAGGGGAGUUUGCUAGGUGGAGAGGACAUGGGAGCUCUGAAGAGGUGGGCAAGAACGCAGAGGGAUCUUUGGCUGGAGCCAAAACAGGCUGUUGUGGCGAAAGUGGUAGACAAGUGGUGGACUAGAUGGACUGUACUGGCAAUUCUACCAGCCGCUCUGGCAGUUGCAUGGUGUGCAUUACCGUUCCCGAAAUACGACUUGCCGGAUGACGACGAAGCAGACUAUCUAAGAUUAUUCACAAAUAAGACUCCUGGUCACGGAGAGGCUCGAGUCGAGAUCAACUUUUGGUUCUUCCUGUUUGUAUACUACGGCUUCUACAAUGUGACAGCCCUGAUGUGGAUUACGAAAGUAUUCAACAUUUACAGCCUCAACUGGUGGCCAGAGAGUCUAGGUUUCCCCUUUACGGUGUCUGUCAUUGCAGCUAUAUCCAUAGCCGCCCCUAUACCGGUAUAUUACUUUCCCCAGCUCCGCCAGUUUACAUUGCACAACACUGCGUGGAUAUGUUGGACAUUCUUCACUAUGGCUAUGCCGCUGAUAUUAGCUUGUGGGAUUCUGGUGAACCAUGAGAGGCACUUGGGGCUCCGGAAAUCUCUAUCGGAUACGCAGCGAUUGUUCACGUCGUCUUGGUGGACUGGUGAUACCGAUACGCUCUCAGGUAGAGAUCGUUCCCGAAGACCGCCAGUCCUACAUUCCACUUUUGAUCCAGAUGCACCUCUUGAUGUCGCUCUAGCCUCGGAGAAUACUCGUGAGCGUGAUAGAAAUCUUGCCUUGCGAAGACGAUGGCUUCCUGCUAGCUUCAUGAGGUUCAUCUGGUUUUGUACAGCUCUCUACAUCGCAAUGAUGGCCUAUGUUUUAGGAGAAGCUUAUGCAGAGAUUUAUUUGAGAACACUUCCCCACGAUACAUUCCAAACGAUCGUCUAUGUGUAUACUUGGGUAUUGACGGUCCAUCUACUGGAUGCUUUGACUGGUUGGAUAUUGGGUGGAGAUGAAGGCGAAAGGGUCGGAAGUUACCCAUUGGGCUGGAUCUUCAAGCUCUACUUCUUACUGACAUAUCAAUCAUACGUUCGUGCUUUGUACGCUCGCCUACGCUCCCCUCAGCAGUUCAUCCUGCUGCAGGUCCUCUCAUCCAGCUUCUUGAUCAUUCUCGCACCUCUUACAAUCUCCAAACCCUUCCACUAUGUCCUCACUAUCCUGUCCAUUAACGGCCAAACCCUUCGCGCCUAUCAGAAAUUCUGCGCUCGCAACAUCUUCCUCCGGUCAGCAGCUGAGAACGUAUCUAUGCUUGCCUUUCUCGGUUCCAUCCUCGUUUUACAUUACGGAACCAAUAAGGACGUAUAUCCAUACUUCGCAUUCGAUCGGAAAUCCCCAGGUGACGUGGAUGAAAACCCCAUAGGCAACGGAGAAGCCUACGACUUUGGAUUGACUUUCUACGCCUCCAUUGUCACCUGGGCUUGCGAGAUUGUCGCGGCCUGGAUCGUCCGACGGAUCCUCUGGUACGGAUGGAAAGUCGACAUCACAGGCGAAGCAAAGCAGGAUCUGGGGAUGUGGCCCGAGCUACUACCCACUGGCGUUGUGGUCAUGGUGCACGUGCUUCAGAAUAUGUUGUUUUCGAUUGUGCGGCUGAAGUUUCAUUGA
Molecule: messenger RNA, 1848 nt
Organism: Drepanopeziza brunnea f. sp. 'multigermtubi' MB_m1
Lineage: Eukaryota; Fungi; Ascomycota; Leotiomycetes; Helotiales; Drepanopezizaceae
Source: RefSeq, a predicted model, not a curated record